UACUGUGUGAGCUGUGAUUGGUCACAGCUUGUCACAUGGUACAAGGCUGUUGUGAAUUGCCUUUUACCAUGUGACCUCUGUGAUCAUUCACAGAUUUUCACUAGUAGUAAGCAAUGAUGUCAGAAGUGACAUCUUGCUUACUAUUAUUCAAGUGAUCACUGACUGGCCAAUCAGUGAUCACAUGAUCGGGACCUCAUACAGAGGUCCUGUACAGCGAUCGGUUUCCGGAGGACACAGCGGGCACAGCGGGCACCGGAUCGCGGUGCCACGUGCUCCCAGGGAGUGCGCACAGGCAGUGAACGUGGAGGCUGUUUAUAAACGGCCACCCGCUCCUGCACUGCUCCCGUCUGGCCGUUUAUGUACAUGGGCCGGAUGGAAAGUAGUU
Messenger RNA from Staurois parvus, 385 nucleotides. The record is from the annotation of a GenBank genome assembly. NCBI's taxonomy places the organism in Eukaryota, Metazoa, Chordata, Amphibia, Anura, Ranidae.